Arabidopsis arenosa is the source of this 896-nucleotide messenger RNA. The record is from the annotation of a GenBank genome assembly. Lineage: Eukaryota; Viridiplantae; Streptophyta; Magnoliopsida; Brassicales; Brassicaceae.
CUCGUUGUCUUUCAUGAUCUCAACAUAAACAAGACAAAACGCUUUUGUCUCUUUGUCUAAAUCUACGAGAGGAACGAAGAGAAGACAAAAAUAUCGAAUAUUCUUAUAAAUCUUGCAUAGAUAAGAAGAAGAUUCAAGGCCCCGAAUGGUCAGAAAUCCGAUUGGAUAAUGCACGAAUACCGUCUUGAGACCGAUGAAAAUGGACCACCUCAUGAGGAAGGCUGGGUGGUUUGCCGCGCUUUCAAGAAGAAACUAACCACAAUGAAUUACAACAAUCCAAGAACAAUGAUGGGAUCAUCAUCUGGCCAAGAAUCUAAUUGGUUCGCGCAGCAAAUGGAUAUGUCGUCUAAUGGUAAUUACUAUCAUCUUCCUGAUCUAGAGAGUCCAAGAAUGUUUCAAGGCUCAUCAUCAUCAUCAUUAUCAUCAUUACACCAGAAUGAUCAAGACCCUUAUGGUGUCGUACUAAGCACUAUUAACGCAAAUUCUGCAACCACAAUAAUGCAACAAGAUGAUGGUCAUGUGAUUACCAAUGAUGAUGAUCACAUGAUCAUGAUGAACACAAGUACUGGUGAUCAUCAUCAAUCAGGAUUACUAGUCAAUGAUGAUCAUAAUGAUCAAGUAAUGGAUUGGCAAACGCUUGAUAAGUUUGUUGCUUCUCAGCUAAUCAUGAGCCAAGAAGAGGAAGAAGUUAACAAAGAUCCAUCAGAUAAUUCUUCGAAUGAAACAUUUCAUCAACUCUCUGAAGAACAAGCUGCAACAAUGGUUUCGAUGAAUGCCUCUUCCUCUUCUUCUCCAUGUUCCUUCUACUCUUGGGCUCAAAAUACACACACGUAAGAUCAGUCCUCAAAACGUGUGUAAAUCCACACGCCUAUAUAUAAUUAAUUCAUGAGGCUCAU